GUGUUACGGAGUGCGCUUCAAAACAGUUUUGCCCAAACGUCAAGUUCCUAGUGUGUCGCCGACUAUCUAAUCGCUCCCAGUGCAAGCGUGUAUUUUAUUGGAAAAACUUCAAGUGAGCAAUUGAUGCGCUAAAGUCUCUUGUUUUUGUGCUGAUAACUCUUAAAAAGCCGUCGGGUUGUUGUCGUUUGCAAAUUAUGUGUCGAUGGUGUGGAAAAUUCGCAAACAAAAUUGAUGUGAAAAAAUAUUAAAAGAAAAAAAUUAUAUUUUUAACAGUGUGAAAUCUUAAGCAAACAAAUAGAACUUUGAAAUUGAAAAUUAUAAAAAAACAAUUGAACAACAAACAGCUAACAAGCAAGCACACAUACAAACCUAUAUACAUAUAUUGAAGAAGAGGAAGAGUAAAAGUUGAAGGAUGUGUUUAAAUGAAACGUUGUUUGGCGAUAUAAGGAACUGAAGUAGAAGAUUUAAUAUAAUUUAACACAAUAACAACCAACAACGGCAUUGCACUUUCGCAUACUACUCACACUUUUCUUCGCAACGCCGCAAUUACGAGUCUCCCAGCCGCAGCAAAGCCGCUUUGAAGAACUCCUUGAAGUUAUAAAAGAAAAUCAAAAACAUAAAAUGGUGCUGGUAUUGAACGGAGUCUUGCAGGACGAUUGUCCUAUGGACACAAACAGUCUCUUCCUGCAACACCCUGUUUACAGAGAUUAUGCCCAACAAUUACUAUCCAUACCCACAAAAUCGGUGGGCCCGGUGGGGCUACUCUAUGUGGGCCAACGUGAAAUGGCCGCUGCAGCGCCGCACGACAAGAACAUCAACAUUAUUGGCGCCGACGAUGCCACAACAUGCAUUAUAGUUGUGGUCAGACAUUCAGGUUCAGGCGCUGUGGCUUUGGCGCACUUUGAUGGCACUGGUGUGGAUGAGGCUGUUUGCACAAUGGUCGCACGCGUUCAAGAGUUGGCCUUAGGUUAUCCGGAGGGACGUAUUGAGUUGCAAUUAAUUGGUGGCUACCGAGAUCCGCAAGGAUACGGCGAGGAUGUAUUCUAUAGCAUAAUGCAAUCAUUCCACAAGCAUCAUCUCGAGAUCGAUCUAACUCAAGCCUGCGUCGGUGAGUUGAACACUAUACCGCGCGGCGAUAUCAACUACCCUAUCAUUUAUGGUGUUGGCGUUAACAUAAAAACCGGGGAAAUAUUCCCUGCCACAUUCCCGGACAGAGGACCUGAUAGGCAGUUGCGUGAUGCACGAAAUUUUAUGGGUGCGCAAACGGUCUUGGACAUUUACGACUCAUCGCUUGGCAUGUUGCGCAUCGGCCCCUUCAAUUAUGAUCCAUUACGUGGUGCUGAUUUGUGGCUCUCACAGACAGAUGAAUUCUUGUUGCAGCAUCUAUCGACGAGUCCGGAUGUCGAACCGCCGCACUUCACAAUGCAGAUACGCGCAACUAUAAAAUUCAUACAGGAUAAUCAAUUCCCCGCAAUUACCGUUUUCCGGGACAAUCGACCACGCUACUAUCGGCGCGACGAGACUACGGGCUGCUGGACUUUGGUUGAUGAUUGAGGCAUAACAACUGUAAAUCAACUUUUUUAGCCACGUAGGCGCAUAUAUUAACAAGCCUUGAAGAAAUUUUAAAAACUAAAAAAAAAUGUUUUAAUCAAAUUUAUUGAAAUUAGUAAAAUAUUUUAUGAGAUAUGUAUAUGACAUGUAGUAAGUAAAAACAAGAAUAUAGACAUACAAGUAAAUUCAUACAUUUAAAAAGUUGAAAGCGUAAACUUGCUCGAGAAUUUAUUGCAAUUUAUCUUUAUUAAUAAAUAUUAUUUAUGCGUUCAACGUAAGCAUUUAAUUAUUUAAGGUUUGUGCACAUUACCACAAUUAAAUAAAAUGAAUAUUAUAAUGAA
This is a messenger RNA of Anastrepha ludens (Mexican fruit fly), 1892 nucleotides long. It is a transcript of the gene Ntan1, whose product is annotated as protein N-terminal asparagine amidohydrolase. Gene Ontology annotation, molecular function: protein-N-terminal asparagine amidohydrolase activity. The record is from RefSeq and is a predicted model, not a curated record. Gene Ontology annotation, cellular component: nucleus. NCBI's taxonomy places the organism in Eukaryota, Metazoa, Arthropoda, Insecta, Diptera, Tephritidae. The transcript has 8 exons. Gene Ontology annotation, biological process: ubiquitin-dependent protein catabolic process. The coding region runs from base 622 to 1554 and encodes 310 amino acids.